AUGGUGGAGUAUGGAAUUAGACAAAUUCAAGAAAACGAAGCAGACUCUCUCAAAUAUUUCAAAUUCGAUGAUGAAAUUGAGGAGAAUGGUGAAGACACUGGUGAGGAUUCCGUGGCUAAAACUGCUUCCGAGGUCCAUAAGGAUAAAAAAGACAAAAAAUCGCGAAAAAGACGCAUGCAGGAGGCGGAGGAAGCUAAGAUGGCCGCCAAAACUGAAGAUGUGGAUUCUAAACGGUGA
Rodentolepis nana is the source of this 237-nucleotide messenger RNA. The record is from the annotation of a GenBank genome assembly. Lineage: Eukaryota; Metazoa; Platyhelminthes; Cestoda; Cyclophyllidea; Hymenolepididae.